Molecule: messenger RNA, 1259 nt
Organism: Asterias rubens (European starfish)
Lineage: Eukaryota; Metazoa; Echinodermata; Asteroidea; Forcipulatida; Asteriidae
Product: sulfotransferase family cytosolic 1B member 1-like
Exons: 6
Coding region: 103-1083 (326 amino acids)
Biological process (GO): sulfation
Cellular component (GO): cytoplasm
Molecular function (GO): sulfotransferase activity
Source: RefSeq, a predicted model, not a curated record
GUCACUUUGAUUCAUACAACCGGUGGAGUAAAGCAGACCCCUCGUUUUCAUACCAGCUUUUUAUUUUAAAAACACAACUGCACAAGGUGAAAGAUAAACAACAUGGCUACCAACCCUCUACUGGCGAUGCUCCCGCCGAUAAUCAACGGGAAAACCCACAAAGAAUUAUUUCUGGAGAUGGAGGAAUACCAAAAGAGUACUGGGGUUCACAAUCUGAACGGUAAUAACUACAGCUGGGUUAUGCCGCGCGCCAAUUUCGACGCCAUCAAAACUUUUGAGGUCAGAGAGGAGGACAUUUUCUACAUCACAUUCCCAAAAUCAGGAACUCAUUGGAUUGGGGAGAUCAUAUAUUUCAUCCUCCACGAUGGCCGUUCAGAUUUCAACAGAGAAAACAUGAAGUCUGCACUGGAGACUACGCUCGUUAUGAACCCAUCAGAUGUUAAUAGUGGGGUACCGGGUUAUAAGACAUACGAGAAAAUCAUGUCUAACCCGAGGGUCAUACCUACUCACUGUCAAGUAGACCUGUUACCAACACGAAUGUGGGAGAAAAAGCCAAAGGUGAUCUACCUGGCCCGCAACCCAAAGGAUCUACUGGUUUCCUACUUCAACUUCAUCAAGUCUCUGCUUUCCCCGUCAUUGCAGACGUGGGAAGGGUUCAUCUUUCUGCUCAUGACUGGGCAAAUGAUUGGCGGUUCUUGGUUUGAUCACGUGCUUGGUUAUUGGGAGCAUAGAAACGACGAUAAUGUCUUAUUCCUCAAGUAUGAAGAUCUUCAUAAGGACUUGCCGGGAAAUAUUCGUAAGAUUGCAACCCACCUCGGCAAGGAUCUCAGCGAUGACGUCAUCGCAACCAUCGCAGAACACGUGACCUUCGGCGGGAUGCAGAAAUCUUACCAGAAAAUUGAGGAGGAGCAGGGUGAGGAGGGGAAGGAACUGACGAGAAUGUUUGGCGUCAUUCCCUAUCUCAACAAAGGUAAAGUCGGAAGUUGGAAGACCAUGUUUACGGCAGAGCAGAACGCCAUCUUCGACUUGCUCUAUGCAGAGAAGAUGAAGGGAAGCGGGCUCGACUUCGACUUUGAACUUUAGAAAGUAAUUAUUUUGAUCACUGUCUUAGAAGUCGGUUAGCUGCGUAUGUCUAUGCUAAGAGUGUCGCAGUACAAACCACUGGUAAUACUGACAAACCAUCUUAAAGGCAUGGACACUAGUGGUAUUUACCUAAAAUAAUUGUUAGCAUAACAACUUACUUGAUAACGAGCAAUUAA